Messenger RNA from Argiope bruennichi, 3873 nucleotides. It is a transcript of the gene Stam, whose product is annotated as signal transducing adapter molecule 2-like. The transcript has 14 exons. NCBI's taxonomy places the organism in Eukaryota, Metazoa, Arthropoda, Arachnida, Araneae, Araneidae. The record is from RefSeq and is a predicted model, not a curated record. Gene Ontology annotation, molecular function: ubiquitin binding; phosphatidylinositol binding. Gene Ontology annotation, cellular component: ESCRT-0 complex. Gene Ontology annotation, biological process: protein transport to vacuole involved in ubiquitin-dependent protein catabolic process via the multivesicular body sorting pathway. The coding region runs from base 126 to 2087 and encodes 653 amino acids.
GACUCUUGUUUACCUCUUUUUCCUUUGGUUUCCGAAGUACAUCAGUGAUAAUGUCUCAUUCAUUUUAAAAUUAACAAUAUGAAUAUUACUUUACGUUGAAAUACGUUGACGAAUAAAGCUUAAGAAUGCUGAAACUGGUGAAAGGCUCUCCUUUUGAGGAGGAUGUUGAAAAGGCCACAAAUGAAAACAAUUUAAAUGAAGAUUGGUCUUUAAUAAUGCACAUUUGUGACAAUGUCAUUAAUUAUCAAGAUGGUGCGAAGUUUUGUUUAAAAGCUAUUAUGAAAAGAUUGCAUCAUAAUGUACCGAGGGUUGUGCUACAAACACUGACACUUUUGGAUGCAUGUGUAAAAAACUGUGACCGGAGAUUUCUAUUACAAGUUGCAUCCAGUGAAUUCACAAAUGAAGUACGGAAAUUAUUAGGAAAGAUGCAUCCUGAAGCUGAGAAAAAAUUAAAACUUCUUCUUCAAAGAUGGGCUAACGAGGAAUUCAAAGAUGAUCCAGAACUUGGUAUCAUACCUUCUUUGUAUUACAAGCUUAAAAGUGAAGGUGUGGAAUUCCCUUCUCCUGAAGCUGAGAAAAAGCCUGCUGCUCCAAUUUGCACCGAUCCUAAUGUUGUAACUAGUCAAGAAGAAGAAAAUGAUAUUAUUAAAGCUAUAGAAAUAUCUCUAAAGGAUACUGGUAGAUAUGAUGUCCCUUCAGAACAUGGAACUUCUAAUUAUGGACCAGAUUUUUCAUCAAAACCUUUACCAGAACCUAUUAAAGUUCGAGCUAUGUAUGAUUUUGAUGCUGCUGAGGACAAUGAAUUAACCAUUAAGGCUGGGGAAAUUGUCAUGGUGUUAGAUAAUAGUAAUAGCAGCUGGUGGAAAGGUUCUAAUCACAGAGGAGAAGGUUUAUUUCCAGCUAAUUUUGUCACAGAAGACUUGGAUUAUAAACCAGAAGAUACUCCCUCUGUAACAACAGAAUUUGUUACUGACACAGCAUUAGAUGCUACUUUUGUUGGAGAAGUAAAAAUAGAUGAGGCUAAAAUAGAAACUUUAAUAAAUUGGCUGAAUGAGACUGAUCCAGCCAGUGAGGCUCCAGAUUCUACAGAAAUGCUGAAGCUGGAAGAUGAAGUUCAUAAAAUGGCACCUCUAAUUGAAGAUAAUUUACAAUCAGUUGAUAAACGUAUAGCUAUGUUAAGUCUUGUAAAUGAAAAAAUUAUGGCUGCUUUCGACUUGUUUCACAGUUUAUCAGACAAUUGGUCCACUUUACCUCCCAAUAUGAAAUAUGCUACUAUGCCUGGUUCUCAACCACAGGUUUCCAUGACAACAAUGCCAUCAACAGCCUAUCAAACUAUGCAACCCUUCCCGAAUCAGCCUAUGAUGUAUGUUCCAGCACCAUCUUCUGGUCCUCAAUAUGUCAUGGCUGGUGAUCAAACAGCAGCAAAGUCAGUUUCUGCUACUCAUACCCUGCCUCAUCCUCAACCUCCUCUUCCUUCUCAAGUGCAAGCACCUAUGACAAAUGCACCUCAACCUGUAGCAGCAGAUAAUUCUGGAGCUGAAAAAAGUGCAAAUGGUACGAACUCUGUUCCAACUUCAGCAAGUCAAGUUGGCUACCCACCAGUGAUGAUGAAUCCAUAUCAUCCAAAUCCAAUGGGUGGCUUUUUUGUGCCACCAGGAAUGCCAGUGCCAUUUCAAUAUCCACCAAAUCAACCUAAUAUGCAACCACAGGGUUUUAUGCCUGCACCAGGUGUCACUCCUAGUGUUAUGAAUAUUCCAUACCCUGUGCAAUCUAUGGGGCCUUAUAUCCCUUUUCCGUAUUAUUAUGUAAACAGCAACCCAGCUGUAACUCAAAACAACAUUCCUACUUCUGUGUCUCAAACUCCUGAUCAAGAAAGUGUUAAAAUACCUUCAACUACAAUAGCAUCUACAGAUUCAAGUGUAGCUACAUCAGCUUCUUCCUUUCCCAGUUAUUCUAGUGAUUUACAAACUAUGAAUUUUACUACUGUCCCUAGUAGUAAAGAACAAAAUGGAAUACUGACAGACUCGAGUGCUCUUUCAUCCAUUGAUUCAAAUGCUCAUCCUGAGCCUAUCCAAGGUUCAAAAUAGAUAGUUGCAAUUUAUUUUGUUAUAUGUAAUCAAAUUUCAUUAUAAAAUUGGUUUUAAUGAGGGAAAAAAUUCAGGUAUAACAUUUUUUUUUAGUAUUAGUAUGAGUGUAUGCCUUGUACUGAUUUUUUUUUCCCUGUGCCUAUUUAUCUAUUAACAUCCAAAUUAAUAUUAAACAUAGAUUACAGGAAAUUUCAUUUAAAUUAAGUUUAAAAAUACCACUUUAACAGUUGUAAAGUAAAAUUUUAAAAAAAUGAUAGAAAAUAGUUUUAAAAAAUUUUUUUGAAGUACAUAAUAGAAUUUUAAAAUAUAGUAAAAUGUCAAAAAAAAAAAAGGGAUUAAUUUCGAAUUCAUCACAAUACCUAAAAUAAAAUCAAAGAAGAAAAGUAAAAAUUUCAAGGUUAUAACAUUUAAAUUCCAAGAUCUGACUAAUGAUUGACUACAUGCCAGUUGAAAAAAAUAUUAUGUAUUAUAAUUGAUAUAUUGGUUUAUAAAUUUUUGUUAGGGAAAUAUAUAUUGAUAUGUUAGAACAAAGUUAAGAAAAAAUAAUGGAAUGUAUUCAUUUCAGCCAUGAAUGUAAAAUAUGACUAUCUUAUAAAUGUCGUCAGAGCAUUAAUAAAUUAAAUAAAAAAAUUUUAAAAAACCCUCAGUAAUGUUUUUUUAAAGUAAGUUUUUUCAGUAAUAUUUCUUACUGGAUUUUCAUUUUAGAAUAAUUUUUUUUAAAUAGUUAAACCUUUUUGAUAUAGUAGAAUUUUUAUGUAGUUGUAAAAUUUCUGUAUGUAAUUGUGAUUUAACAAUCUUUUGUUCAGAAUUAUUUGUUUCUGUUCUUGACUUAUUGAAAUACUUCAUGCUAACAAUUUUUUUAAUUGUGAAAGAUUGAAAUUUCAGAAUGUUUUACCAACAAAAUUUCCAUUGACUUGAAUAUUUAAGUUUGUAAUUUGAUGUUUUUUUGCAAAUAUUAAAUUUUUAUAUUUCAAAUGUUUCACAUUAUUCUUGUGCAGCUAUGAAAAUGACAUUCAUGUUUAUUUUUUUAAGAGAAAUAUACUAUAUGUUUACUUUUCAAAUUGUGAUAUUAAAAAAAGUUGGUGUGUCUUAAGUAUAAAAGUAUGCAAGACUUACAAUAAGAGAUUUUUAUUUAAGUAUUCCAUCAGGGAACUGCUUAUUUUUCAACUUUAUAUGACAUCUGUUAUUUUUUCAUUGCAAUUUCUAUGAAUCACUUUAUAAAAAUUGCUAUGUUCAGACACUUCUGUGCAAUUGUAUGUUAUUUAUUAUAUAAUUCUAAAACAUAUUAUUUUAUAAAUGCAAAAUUAAUAGUGUAUAAACAUUUUUUUUUUAAAUCCUUAUAGUAUUUACUUAGACGUCAUUUUUUUUUUUAAAAAAAAAGAGGGAAUAGGCUUAUUGAAAGAAUAAUAUUUACAAGAAUAUUUAGAUUUUUUAUUAAGGACUUUCAAAUUAUCAUAUUUUACAAUAUAAGUGUGUAAUGAGUUUUGUUUAUACCUUUAAAUUCAUUGUUAAUCCCAUAAAUUGAUUGUGCCUAACUUUUAUAUUGACUUUAAUUUGUACAGAUUUGUAAAUAUUGUAUAAAAAUGUUAUUAUGUAAUUUUCAUAACAGUACUAAAUGUUUUAAAUUUAAAUAAUAGUACUAAAUGUUCAAAUUUUACAUAUGUUAUCAAUUGUUAGAAUACAUCUUUAAAUUAAAAAAAAUUGUUAAAUUAUUGUCACACAUUUUCUUCAAACUGAUGUACAAUUUGAUCUUAUCUUUUUUUAAGGGCAUAGUUUGAUUGUUAUU